Molecule: messenger RNA, 1125 nt
Organism: Solanum lycopersicum (tomato)
Lineage: Eukaryota; Viridiplantae; Streptophyta; Magnoliopsida; Solanales; Solanaceae
Biological process (GO): endoplasmic reticulum to Golgi vesicle-mediated transport; protein retention in ER lumen
Cellular component (GO): endoplasmic reticulum; membrane; cis-Golgi network
Molecular function (GO): ER lumen protein retrieval receptor activity
Source: RefSeq, a predicted model, not a curated record
AAUGCAUUAAAAAGCUGUCUGAAAGAAAACGUUACAGCUUUUUUUUUCCAUAAAAUUCUUAGAAAAAAAAGUAUAAAGAAAAAACUCCGGCGGUCGGAAAAUGGGUCAAAAAGGGUAUCAAUCGCCGGCGAAGAAAGUGUUGUCAUGGAUUCGAAAAAAAUCGAAGAAAGUGAAAAUCUUUUUGGGUUUAAUCACAUCAAUCAUUCUAUUGGUGACUCUUAAGUUAGUUGUUCAUGAUCACAACCUCUUCUUUGUUAUAGCUGAAGCUAUUCAUUUGAUUGGACUUUUAGUUUUGAUUUACAAAUUGACAACACUCAAGACUUGCUCUGGUCUUUCAUUGAAGACUCAAGUGCUUACAGCUAUAUUUUUGGCGGUAAGACUAUACUGUAGUUUUCUCAUGGAAGCAGAUAUCCACACUGUGCUAGAUUUUAUCACCCUUGUGGCAACAGUGUGGGUCAUUUAUAUGAUGAAGUUCAAGCUGAAGGCAUCCUACAUGGCAGAACUGGAUAACAUGCCCUUAUACUAUCCGAUAGUUCCCGCCGCAGUUUUAGCCUUCUUUGUCCAUCCUACUACAAGCCAUAUUCUGAUAAACCGAAUGCUUUGGGCUUUUUGUGUAUAUCUGGAAUCCGUCUCUGUACUGCCUCAGCUUCGCUUGAUGCAGAAUGUUCAGAUAAUUGAGCCAUUUUCAGCUCAUUAUGUUUUCGCACUGGGCGUUGCAAGAUUCUUGGGUUGUGCUCAUUGGAUUAUUCAGGUUUAUGACACUGCCGGAGCAUAUAUUUACUUGGCUGGACGUGGUUAUCUCUGGAUACCUACCGUCUUUUUGGCAGAAAUGGUUCAAACGUUCAUCUUGGCCGAUUUUUGUUAUUAUUAUGUAAAAAGUGUCAUGAGUGGCCAGUUGAUUGUUCGCCUGCCAACGCCGGUGUAAUACACUAAGAGACUGUGACAUUUUGUUAAUUCCUAUGUAGAAGUAGAAGUUUUUGUUGUGGAGAUUGGAUAGAGAUCAUGACUGGAACAAACUCCAUUUUGAAGAAUUUGCACAACUUUGUUCUUUUGACGAAAUUUUGAGUAGUCUUUUCAGUUGAAUUUUAUCCGCAAUUAACAUUUUGCAUCAAACAAUAUUAAUUA